Molecule: messenger RNA, 834 nt
Organism: Camelina sativa (false flax)
Lineage: Eukaryota; Viridiplantae; Streptophyta; Magnoliopsida; Brassicales; Brassicaceae
Source: RefSeq, a predicted model, not a curated record
CACAUUCCACGUCAGCACUUAUCAGAUUAACAACAUCCUCCUGAACUCAUUUACUGUCUCUUCUCAACCUUACGCUCGAGAAUAGAUUCACAAAACUCAGAGAUUGUGAUGACAACAAUUGCCUCCGGCUUCGUUUCUUUCUCGCCGGCGCUGCUCCAUGUGUGUGCGAAAUCUCGACGAUCCGUUCCUAAUUUCCGAAAUCGCUCUCCGUCUCUUCCCAUAGUUUCAGCAUCACUGAGAAGCAACGUAGAAGCAGAGACAACAACAAACCUCUACCCCAACAUACGAGAAACCAAUUCGGUUUCGGAUUUGUUACAUAACAUUACUCUGGCAGAUUUAGAUCCAGGAACCGCCAAGGUCGCAGUUGGUAUCUUAGGACCAGCUUUAUCAGCUUUUGGGUUUCUAUUCAUCGUGAGAAUCGUCAUGUCUUGGUACCCGAAACUCCCGGUCGACAAGUUUCCUUACGUUUUAGCUUACGCUCCAACAGAACCAAUCCUUGCACAGACUAGGAAAGUGAUUCCGCCACUUGCGGGUGUUGAUGUGACUCCUGUGGUUUGGUUCGGGCUUUUGAGUUUCCUUAGUGAGAUUUUGGUUGGUCCACAGGGACUUCUUGUUCUUGUUUCCCAACAACAAGUUAGCUAAGAAAUGAUUCAUUUUUCCCAACAACAUGUCUGUGCUUACUGCUUAGUUCUCUUUUCAGACUUGUAGAGGAGUCUCCUUGUGGCACACAAUGUUCCCACAUCACUCACAUAUAUGAUUUUUGCUUGGCUCUUAAUUACCAUCCUUCUUGUGUGAUAAUGAUCAUGAUUUGCUGUUUAAAACCAGUUGGAGUUU